This is a messenger RNA of Podospora bellae-mahoneyi, 3769 nucleotides long. RefSeq lists its product as uncharacterized. Lineage: Eukaryota; Fungi; Ascomycota; Sordariomycetes; Sordariales; Podosporaceae. The transcript is spliced from 5 exons. The coding region runs from base 136 to 2763 and encodes 875 amino acids. The record is from RefSeq and is a predicted model, not a curated record. Gene Ontology annotation, cellular component: Golgi medial cisterna; membrane; Golgi trans cisterna.
CCAGCUUGUCCGCUUGACAGCGGUCACUGUGAAGUACUGAACAUGCUGCUAUAAACCACCCGAUCCAGAUCCCGAUCCCCGAUCCAACUCCCCCCCCGAACGACGGGAUGCUAUGCACCUAACAUAACCGCCAAAAUGGGUGCCAGCGACUCCAAACUAGUCUUCAAGAAAGGCAUCUUUAGACUGUCGGAGGAACGCCAUAUUCCUGCUGACGAUCCAUACUGGGCUCAGUUCUGGGAGCUCCCCGAGUCCUCGGACGACAUCUUCAGUCUUUUUGCCCCGGCCGAUGUCCGACGAACCCGCGAUAAUGCGCUCGAGAACCUGGAGACGCUGAUAACAGCUGUAACCGGGCGCCUGUUUAUGCUUCGUCACCACCCGUCCUUUCCCGACCACGAGCUUGCCCCGGAUCGAGAGGUGCUGAACUGCGUUCGCGUUCUUACGAGGGUCCUGCCUUACAUCUACGAGAAGGAGAGCUUGCAGGACUGGGAGGAUAGCUUUUUCUGGGCUCCCCGGCGCAAACGGUCCAGAAAGUCAUCGAUUGCGAGUGAAGUGCUGUUUGAUGGCGCAGACGGUGUACCCAAGACACCGGUGGUGGAGUACGAGGAUGCGAAACCUCUGGCUGAGGAGCUGAUCGAUACCGUCACCGACCUGCUCUUUUUCUCCGAUUUGACGGUCACCAAGGUCCCAAAUGGCAAGCCCAAGGUCACUUAUAGCAUCUGGCAGACCGGCGUUGGCUGUACAGUACCUAUCGCCACGACUAAAGAGCAUGAGAGCAAUCGGUGUGAGAUACUUCGGUUGCUUUUGACGCUAGCCAGCAAGAGCAUGUACUUGUCUUUGGCGACGCUGCCUCAGACGGGGACCAAGGCUCUCACCUAUAUCUGCACUUGUCCCGACAAGCAGGUGGUUCUCUCGGUGCUCUGUUCGCUGUUGAAUACAACUCUGAAAUAUAACCCAGCUACCUGGCUAGCACCCUACAACGCCCUGGUACCCAACCAUCCCAAGCAGCUCUUGGUUACCUCCACCCUGCAAUUCCUCCUAACCACCCUCCUAUACACCAUCCCAGAAAACCCAGGACUCCCGACACCAAAAAACCACUAUCGACACUACCUAGGCCGCUUACACAGGCCUUCAGACUUUCAGUUCAUCGUGGACGGCAUGACUCGAGUGCUGAACCAACCCCUUCAGGGGUCGUACAUUCCAGGCGCUCACGCCGCUGUCCGCUUUGCCCCUGAGAUCAUAAUGUUAUUCUGGGAGGUGACCCAAUGUAACAAGCGAUUCAGGUCUUUCCUGAUCGACACAGGAAGGGCCUACGAUUUUGUCAUUUUGAUUUUGUUCUACGCCUUGGAGUACAAGAACGAUGCUUCCAAGCAAGGUGUCGUGAGGAUGUGUGCCUUCUUGCUGCAGACGCUGAGCGUAGAGAAGAACUUUGGUACGAACUUGAACAAGUCGUUUGAUGCCCAGGACACUCUGCCCCCCGCGAUUCGGAUUGCGGGGUUCAGGGGGACGUAUGCUGAUUUCCUCAUUCAGUCCAUUUAUGCUCUCAUCACAACCAGUCAGGGAAAACUGACAGCGAUCUAUCCGGCAUUGCUGGCCAUCAUCAACAACAUUGCGCCCUAUCUGGAAGGGUUAAGCGCCCCUACCUGUUCCAAGAUUAUGCACCUGUUCAACUCCAUGUCUUCGCCGUCGUUUCUCCUAGCCAAUGAAACCAACCAUUCGUUACUGCGGUCAUUGUUGGAGGCGAUCAACUCGAUCGUUGAACACCAAUACAUCCAAAACGCGCACUUGGUGUAUGCGAUACUCAGAAACAAGAAAAGGUUCGAGGCCCUCCGGUCAUUUACACUGGAAAGUGGGCAUGAAGAAAUGGAAAGACGUAACCGACGGAGGAAGGAUUCUGGGGCUUCGAAUGACCCGCUACAGGCCGACUCAACUAGAAGUUCACUCGAGAGUCUGAGAAGCCCGGUAACACUUUCCUCACGAGCACCCGCACCGGGCGAUGUUCCAGAGGAAGAUGGGACAUUUGCUAUUGGCGACGAUGAUGACGACGACAGUGAUGAUGAGGAGCGGCCUACACCGGCGGCUUCCAGCCCCAGUGAGAAUCCAUCACGGGCGUCUUCUGUCGCGUCUCCGGUCGAUGAUGAUGUACCGAGACAGCUGCGCGGCAUGUCGGAAAAAGCUAGAGGCAAAAUGCCGGCGGGAGCGCAGACCUUCUCGCGUCAGAACAGCACGACCAGCCUGGGCAGCAUGUCACAGUCAGUCUCCGGCUUCUUUGAGCCAUCAACGCAAUGGAUCGAGACGUGGCUUCCAGAGUUGCCACUGCACACCAUCUUGACGUUGAUCCAACAGAUUUCAGCUCUGAUCCCACGGCAGGCUUUCGCGUCUGAUCCGCCACUGCCUGCGACGUUGGACAAGAUCAGGGAGAUUCAGCUCGUGGGUGUGGACCAGACCCCGGCGAGGGUGCACUCGUUUGAGUGGUCGCCGCUGGCACUGGGGUGGUAUGAGAGCCUGCUGUGGGGGUUUAUUUUUGCGAGCGAGGUGCAGGUGUCGAAGGGGACGAUGGGGAUAUGGAACGCGACGCAGAUUAAGCUCUUCCGGGUGCAGGAGACGGCGCCUCAGGGACCGAGCCUGACGAGCCCGAGGGGGGCGGUGGACGCGGUGGGGAGUAAUAUUGUCUCGAGGAUUGGGCAGAUCAAUUUGAGAGGAGGAGCCGGGGGGGCGGGAGCGGGAGGUCAAGCGCCUACUGGGGGGACUCCGAGAGGCGGCUAGAACUAGACGCUCACUUCACGCUCUGACAGAGCAUGGAGAGGAUGGUUGGAUGGCGAAUGCUAUACAUGUUCUUCUGCUGAACAGAUAGGGGGAGCGCGCGUCUGGUGUGUUAUCAUGACAUGUGGCUGUGCUGCGAAAAAGGGGGAACUUUGUGGUGAUCGUCACUCGCCACUCUGUGUGGUCUGGAUGGUGUGGCUUGAAGACACACGCUCUCACAUCGCACUCGAAAAGGGGCCUAGAACCAUUUUAUUUUUGGGAACACGGGUGCACAGUUGAGCAUCAUGAUCAUCGGAGUUAUGAUGAAGUUUGCUUGCGUGUGUGUUGAGCAGAUCAUAUGCAUUGGGGGGACAUGAUAGGCAUAAGGUACAGAAGCAGAGAGAGCACUACUGCAGUAUAGUAACUCAACAAGCACAUUUUACAUACAACACAGAUGCAGAGUACCACAUACAACGGCAUCUCGGCAAUCCGGGGAGAGUGGCAACGGGCCUUGGGAGCACUUGCAUAAAGUCUUGGUCCAAUGAAUCUCGGGGGAGGGUUAUGAGAUGAGGAACAAUAGCCAAGUUUUUUUUUUUUUCACUGAAAGGAAGGGUACUAACGAGCCACAUUUUCUGCCACAGUCAGGCUGGGUUUGGUUGAUCAUCUCCGAAAUCUGCACUACGACGUUUCGUCAGCACCGCCACUGUUUCAUGUACUUUUUUGAUCAUAACGGUCCGGUGUGGCGUAUUGAAGGUGUGGUGAUCCAAUAAGAGGCGCUGGGGGAGGAUUACUAGCCACAGUUUGGACCCUUGGUGCACACGGGCCAGGACCCUGGAAUUAGCGGACAUGGGGGGGGAGCAUUUGUUCCUGACGAAACUGCGAAACUGUCCUUGUCACUUUCUUUGGCGUGCUCUCUUCCACCCCGGACUCCCGAUCAGCCCUGCCUGAACGGUUUUGUUUUGUUGUUGGCGGGAGCCAGCCACCAGCCAGCCGCCGGGUGAUGGGGAUGGGGAUGGGGAUGGAGUUGGGG